CGAGUCGCAUUGCUUAACAUGAUUUAUAGUUGCAUUCGACCAAUGUAUAUCUUGCAUUCAAUCAAUUGAUUUAUAAGUCGACUGACGUGAUUUAUAGUCGUAAUACAAAUUUAUAUUAUUUCAACAAAUGUGAUUUAUAAGUCACAUUCUUUGAUUGCUAGCUCCGAUUUAUUAUCUGUUGCGAUUAUAUGUCUGCAUUCAGCUGUUACAAUUUAUGUGGCAUUUGAGCAAUGAUUUAUAAGUCGCCAUUAACGAAUGUGACGUAUAAAUUGAGCAAUUUAUAAUCUGCUUUCUGAAAUGAUGUAUAGACUUUUUCCCACUCCACCUUCGCUAUUUGUGAAGUAAAUCGGUGUUGGGUUGAAUCGAUCUAGGGCGGAAAAAUGAAGCAGUACACAAACGUCCUCGACAGAUCCCUCAGCAAGGGCAAGCAAGAGGUACCCUUCCUUACAUCUUUGAGCAAUAAAGUUUUCUUUCACUAAAAGUAGUUUGUUUGUAGAGAAGUGAUUUGAUUCUUUGCAGGUGAGUUUGAGUGGUUUUGCAUUCUUGUUUUCUGAGAUUGUUCAGUACAAUCAAACCCAAGUUGACAAUAUUACUUAAUUGGAGACUAGGUACCCACCCAAUCGCUCUUUCUACUGCUCCCAUUACUACUUUUCUCUUAAUUCCUAAAUGUUUGCCCUUCUCCUUUUAAAACAUUAAAAAAAAAAAAAAAAAAGUUAGAGGGCGCUGGCUAUGCUGUUGGAGCACGGAUUCUAGAACUCCUCUGCCACAGGUAAAAGGUACUGUAAUUCCUGACCUGCUGCUUUUAAUCUUGAUUGGGGGGAAUUAAAUGGUUUAGGAAUGGGAGCGAGCAAGAGAUAUGGUCUCUUAUUAGCUUGGAAUGAAAAGAACAACAAAUAUUACAGCUGAUCACUUUCCCAACAUAUCUGUAUGCAACUAUCCUUCAUACUCUUUCGCUGAAAUGGCUUCUUCAAAACAAUGCACUGAAAAACAGCUUGACUAUAGUGAAUUUAUCUUGUCACCCAUGACUAGGUCUCUAAAAGAAAUGAGAAUAUGUUCUGUUAAGCACAUAUUUUAUUCUACGGAAAAGGGCCUAAAAUGCCCAUUUACUAUAUGAAAUAGGACAGGCUAGCCCUUCGUUAAAAGUUGGUCUCUAUUCUGCCAUUGCCGUCAACAAAUGGGCUCGUAUAUGCCCUCCAUCACUAACGGGAGACUCAUAAAGCCACGUGGAAUAUAUGUGAGAGCAAGUUAGACCUAGUUCGAAUUGUACAUGGGCAUAUAUGAGUCAGUUAUAAUAGUCAUUUCUCAAACACUUCACAACUCCAUAUCAGUUUACUUAGACACCUAUUUGACAACACCAAACUAAUUAUCACAACAAAUAAACUAAGUCAUAGACACAAGCAUUCAAAUGAAAGGCAAUGACUUCAUUAAAUCCUAGUAGCUCAAAGGGGUUGAAUCAUAACAAAAGACAACAAAAGACAAUGUCGGAAUGUUCUAGUAGCUCAAAUGGGUCGAAUAGGAGGUGUCAUUGCGGACUUGCUGCCAAUUAUUUCAUGGCAUGGACUCCUUUAAAUGCUGGGAGAAAGUUUUUCAAGUGCCCGCAGCAUGAGGAUGAAAAAUAUUCCUAUUGGGAAUGGCAAGAUGUAGAGCUUCCUCCUAGAGUUUCAAAUCUCAUAUGCAGUUUAAAGAAGGAAAAGGAAGCUCUAAUCCGUGAAAGAAAUGCUCUCCAAAGGAAAAUUUGAUCUUGAGAAUGUUAUGAUGCUCGUCGAUCAUGGAGGAAUAGAAGCCUUGGAAUUGGAAAUAAAUGUUCUAAUGAAGAAAGUGACCGAUUUAGAGUACUCAGUUGUGCUUGAUGCUAAAUUUCGGAAGAUGUGGAUUUUCAUGUGUGUGAUAUUGGGAUGUUUUGUUAUGUUCUUUGGAUCAGUGGGAAAUGAUAUGUAAUGUUAGUGUUAUUGUGGCUUAAUUAUUGUCUUUUAUUAUGUAAUGAAGCAUUAUAUUUUUGUA
This is a messenger RNA of Nicotiana tabacum (common tobacco), 2001 nucleotides long. Lineage: Eukaryota; Viridiplantae; Streptophyta; Magnoliopsida; Solanales; Solanaceae. The record is from RefSeq and is a predicted model, not a curated record.